Messenger RNA from Anopheles merus, 1247 nucleotides. Its product is annotated as ornithine decarboxylase-like. The coding region runs from base 30 to 1247 and encodes 405 amino acids. Gene Ontology annotation, molecular function: ornithine decarboxylase activity. Lineage: Eukaryota; Metazoa; Arthropoda; Insecta; Diptera; Culicidae. The transcript has a single exon. Gene Ontology annotation, cellular component: cytoplasm. The record is from RefSeq and is a predicted model, not a curated record.
UCCUGCGCACCGGUUCACUUUGACUGACGAUGGAUCCCGGCUACAUACUGAUCGACGAGCACAGCUCGGUGGACGAGCUGAUCCGGCUGAUUGCGAAGCGUGUGACGACCGUCGGCGAGCCGCUGAACGUGCUCAACCUGGACGACAUCGUAGCGAAGCACCGGAACUGGCAGGCGAAGCUGCCCACCGUCGCCCCGUUCUACGCGGUCAAGUGCAACAGCCAUCCGACGAUUCUGCGCCUACUGGCGGCCCUCGGCUGCGGGUUCGACUGUGCGUCCCGGGCCGAGCUGGACAGUGUGCUGGGGCUGGGCGUAACGCCCGAUCGGAUCGUGUACGCUCAUCCGAACAAAUCGAUCGGCUCGAUUGUGCACGCGAAAAAGCUCGGCGUCAAGCGCAUGACGUUCGAUGGUUCGGAUGAGCUGGAAAAGCUGGCCCGCCACUAUCCGGAGGCAGAGCUUAUCCUGCGCGUGCGGCACGAUGCAGCGGCAGCGCAGCUAUCCCUGGGGCGCAAGUUUGGCUGUGAUCAGGUGCGCGAUGCACGCCCGCUGCUGGAGCGUGCCCGGGAGCUCGGGCUGAGUGUGAUCGGUGUCAGCUUCCACGUCGGUUCGGGCAGUAUGGAUGCGGAGUGCUUUUACGGUGGGAUAAGGAAGGCGAUCGAGAUCUUCCGCGUGGGCAGCACGCUCGGGAUGAAGAUGGAGCUGCUGGAUGUGGGCGGCGGCUAUCCCGGGGCCAAUGGUGCGCUGUUCGAUCGGUGCGCGUACUACAUCAAUAAAGCGCUGAAGGAGUUGGUGCCCUCCUCGGUGACGGUUAUAGCCGAACCGGGGAAGUAUUACGUCGAGUCGGCAGUGACGGCACUGGUCAAUGUGGUAUCGAAGUCGUACGAAAAGGAUGUGAAUGGAGCCGUGGUACGCGUGCGCUACUACGUGGACGACGGGCUGUACGAUACAUUCGAUUGGUGCGACGAUCAGGGCAGUGGUCCGUUGCUGCAGGAGGACAAACGGGGUGUGCCGUGCGUACGGUCGGUGAUCUACGGCCGCACCAUGUGCGAGCAUGAUGUAAUACGGGAGGAAAUUUCCCUGCCCGAGCAUGAGAUCGGCGAUUGUCUAGUGUUUCCCAACCGGGGCGCGUACGCGAAGCUGCUGGGCCGGGGGCACAAUGGCUUUCGGCCAACCGGCACGAAGGUGUGCCUAACACGUGCGACGCUCAAUUACAUGUGCGCGGAGGCGGUCAAAGCAGUGCGUGGAUGA